AUGACUCGCCCCCUGCAUCAGUCAUUUCCCUACUUUCCCCAGGUCACAGGAGUUCUGGAGGAGUUUGACCAUAGCUCUUCCUUGGCCAAUCUCAUGUCAAUCUACCAGGCAGCCAACAGGACAGCCUUCAACUGGACAGACAGUCGGAUUGUUGAGUGGGAGAAGUUUGCUGAGCUGGCCAAGUAUGAAGCAGAGUUCCAGAAGCCCACAGUGAAAGCUCUUCUAAUUGUGGCAUACUCAGUUAUCAUCAUCAUAUCCCUGUUUGGCAACAUGCUGGUCUGCCACGUGGUGAUCAAGAACAAGAGGAUGCACUCAGCCACCAGUCUCUUCAUUGUCAACCUGGCAGUGUCCGAUAUCAUGAUCACUCUGCUCAACACUCCUUUCACUCUGGUUCGGUUUGUGAACAGCACGUGGGUCUUUGGAAAGGCCAUGUGUCAUAUCAGCCGCUUCGUGCAGUACUGCUCUCUUCAUGUCUCCACACUCACCCUAACAGCCAUAGCUCUGGACAGACAUCAGGUUAUUCUGAACCCACUAAAACAAAGGAUGUCACUAACAAGAGGAGCGCUGAGCAUUUCUGUUAUCUGGCUGAUGGCAACCUGCUUCUCCCUGCCCCACGCAAUCUAUCAGAAGCUUUUCCAGUACAACUACCGGGAAGCUACUGUCCGGAGCUUGUGUCUUCCUGAUUUUCCUGAGCCUGCAGAACUGGUGUGGAAAUACUUGGACCUUUCCACCUUCCUCCUCCUCUACCUCUUGCCCCUUCUGAUCAUCACCAUCACCUACGCACACCUGGCCAAGAAGCUGUGGCUGCGCAAUGCCAUUGGAGACAUCACCACGCAGCAGUACAUCAUCCACCACAAGAACAAGAAGAAGAGUAUCAAGAUGCUGGUGUUGGUUGUGGUGGUUUUUGCUGUCUGCUGGUUCCCACUCAACUGUUAUGUAGUGCUCAUCUCCAGCCUUGGCAUCAAGACCAAAAACUCCCUCUAUUUUGCUCUGCACUGGUUUGCCAUGAGCAGCACUUGCUAUAACCCCUUCAUUUACUGCUGGCUGAACGAGAGCUUCCGCUCAGAGCUCAAGUCCUUACUCAGCAUGUGCCAGAAGGUCCCACAAACACAAGACAAUGUGUUGCCAGCUGUGAUCAUGGCCUAUCGAGAGGCAUGGAUCGAGCAAGCCAGGUACAAGCAGAGGCCUUCCUCACAGAGCAUUCGCUCCACCACAAAUGUGCAGACAGUCAACACAGAUUUGUGAGUUGGACAUUCAAGGAUGAAUGAAUUUUGCAACUCUGGUGGCAAGUGCCAUGUCAAGCAACACUCAGUGGAAGCACAGGAGAGAUCAAAGAGCAGAAUUACAUUUUUGAUCAUGGGGUUUGGAGAGGAGGGAAGAGAAUCUAAAAAGAUGCACCCAUUAGGAGGAGAAAUAAAUGGAAUAAAAAGAGCAAGAGAUUCCCUUCAAAAGUUCUCCUCACUUUGUCCCCUGAUUUUUUUGGACCUUUUCACAAAUCACAAUGAAACUAUUUAGAACUUUAUAAAAAUGUUUGACAGGAGCUGUGCAGGAAGCAGAUGUUUCUCCCUUUUAUUAUGACUUUAACCUUCACUUUCCAGUAAGAGUCUUGUGCUUGUCUGAAUUAUUGAUCUGUCCAGAUGUAAACUUUUUAUUUUUUCAAAAGCCAGCGAUGGAGAUUAAAGCAUCAGGAUCCCGUCUGUUCUGUGGAUUUACUGCAUCUCCUUGCUGUCAUGACUGUGUGAUGUUUCCUAGUUACCUCUUGGUGACUGGGGCAUAAUGGCAUGGAGCUUCUGGCACAGCAAGAACCCAGCUGAUGUUCAAAGUUCCUGGAAAUGUUUCCUCAUCAUUAGUCUGGGAUUUUUAGUUAAUAAAUAAAGUGUGUUCCUCGUUGGUCAAAUUGUGCA
Messenger RNA from Terrapene triunguis (Three-toed box turtle), 1904 nucleotides. RefSeq names its product probable G-protein coupled receptor 83. Gene Ontology annotation, molecular function: neuropeptide Y receptor activity. Gene Ontology annotation, biological process: neuropeptide signaling pathway. The record is from RefSeq and is a predicted model, not a curated record. Gene Ontology annotation, cellular component: membrane. NCBI's taxonomy places the organism in Eukaryota, Metazoa, Chordata, Testudines, Emydidae. The transcript has 5 exons. Bases 1 to 1245 code for a protein of 414 amino acids.